GAAAUGGCCGCUGCCGACACUUGGCAGUCGUCGCAGUCGAGUUUAUUUGAUCAUAGGCUGGUUACGCUCAGGGGAAAAAUGUGGAGCGCGAUCAAGUGCACUACAUGCGCCAUCGUCGUGCCGCUGGCCGUUCUCACCAUCGUCUUAUUAGCCUUUCCGGUGCGUCGCAGGGCGGUACACGGCAAGCUACGGGGCGACAUGCUGUCCUGGGACGCAGAUUUGCCCGUUCGUCCGAUUCAUUACGACCUACAAAUCAAGCCGAAUUUCCAUAACGAAUAUUUUACCGGCGAAGUGAACCUCGUGGUGGAGUGCGUGCGCGACACGUCGUUGAUCACCAUGCACUCGAGCGAGUUGCUCAUCAAGAAGGCCGUCCUGCGCGAUGACAGCGGAAACGACAUCGACGUAGCUUUCUUCACAGACGAGGACGCCGGGAUGCUCGAUUUGAGGCUGGCCUACAGAAUGCUGCUGUCCGGAAGCCGCUACAACAUCACCAUCGGCUUCAGCGGUAUCAUGAAGAAGGAAGGAGAAAAUAUUUUGCUGCUGAUUGACAGCUAUCCGGACGCUGGCGACUCGUCCAAGAUUGUGAAAGUGUGGACGUUCGCCAAGCUCAGGAGCGCUCGCCAGAUGUUCCCUUGCUUCGAUUUGUCAAGCCAAAGGGCCACUUUUGAUGUACGCGUGGUUAGGCCAAAGUCGUUCGUUGCCAUCUCAUCGGCAGAUAAAAGCAGCUGCAGUGACGUGGGCAUUGGCGACCGGGUGCUGUGCGCCUUCCAGAGAACCAUCAGAAUCUCGCCGGACCAACUGGCGCUGAUCGUGACCAACCUAAGCAGCGUCACUCAAGGCAAGGUAACCCUCUGGUCUCCGGGACUGUCAAACCUCGCGGAACUUGCCGAUAGAAUUGUGACCGUCUGCGAAAAAGAGAUCGAAUUUGUAUUUCCUUGCAAGAAGCUUCACAUCGUUGCUGUCACAACCGUGGGCAAGCUCGUGUCAUCCAAGUGGUGUGUAGUGAUUGUCGAGGCCAGGAAGCGGGUCUGUUCAUUGACUGCAGGAUUUAUGAAAAAUAAAUUCAACUGCGUCGUUUCGCUCGUAAGCCAAGUGCUGUUCAUGUGGCUGGACGCCGUCGUCGUUUUUCCGGACGACGGCUAUCGCUGGCUCAGUGUCACAUUCUCCGUUUACCACAGCUUCAGAGUGCUGGGAGUUCUCUUUCCGACUUGGGGUAUCGAUGAGCUCGUCGCUCUUCGUGUAAUCACCUCUAAAAGUUCCUACAGGGAGCCGCAACCCCCGAUCAAGAACGCUCUCGCUCUUCAACAGCUGCCGGAGUACGCGAGCACGAUUGUCUGGAAGUCUGUGGGAGUACUGCGUAUGUUCGAAAACGGUGUCACGUCCGCGAGUUUCAUCAGUGGCAUCACCCGAUUGCUAAAGACCUUCCAGUACAAGACGGCGAGCGCCGAGGACGUGUUGAGGACUCUCGAUCCCACAUGUGACCUGUUGAAGAACCUGUCGACUUGGCUUUCAGAUCCAGCCUACCCGCUUCUUACAGCGCGUCGCACCAACGCGACGUCUCUGGCAGUGCAGCAGGAGACAUUCCGGGACCUGACCCGUUUCUCUUACCCUUCACGCCACGCCUUGCCCAUGACGGUGACUGUUCAGAGGGGCGGCAGGCAGGAGCCCAGUUUUGUAGCCUGGAUGGCUAAUACGUCUCAGAUGCUCGAGGUUCCCGCCACUUCUCCGAAGGACUGGAUCAUUGUUAACGGCGACGGCAUCGGAUACUUUCGCGUCUUGUACACCCCGCUGGACAUGGCGCUCAUAACAGAGCAGCUCAAUAAGGACCACAGCGCAUUCACGCCUGUCCAGAGAGCCGUCUUCAUCGACGACUUCUUCUACGCGGCGCUGAGUGGGCGCAUCUCGUCGAACCAAUUUGCCGAGGCUAUUAAGUACUUGCCGUCGGAAGACGCCUGGCUGCCUAUGAUGACGUACCUAGAACUGGCCGCUAAUAUCCCUUACCAGUGGCUGGGCGCUUGGAAGGCCGGAGGCGUGCUCGAUUGGAGGGCCUUUAACGUGAAAUUUUGCUCUCGGGCAUUGGUCGGAAAUGUGAGACCGCAGCGAGAAUCCGCGAAAGCCCUCUUGCACGAAUCUCUUGUCACCCACUGCUGCGCCUACCUCAGAUACGCGUGUCCACCGCGGCCCUAAGUCGGCAGGCAUAUGAGCACUGGCGUGUGCGGUGUUCGAUCGUCAGACCUCACGGCGAAGAAACUCGUGACAGUUGAUUACAAAUGAACUUUUAAUGUUGCAAGGCAGCCGCUGAAGUUGGUGGUGUAGGGGCAGAUUUGGUAUGCGGAAAUAGCUUGCGUUAAAGAUCUUCAGAGAGCCCCGUCAUAUAUGUAUUUGAACGUAA
Messenger RNA from Dermacentor albipictus, 2392 nucleotides. RefSeq names its product aminopeptidase Q-like. Gene Ontology annotation, molecular function: peptide binding; metalloaminopeptidase activity; zinc ion binding. Lineage: Eukaryota; Metazoa; Arthropoda; Arachnida; Ixodida; Ixodidae. The record is from RefSeq and is a predicted model, not a curated record. Gene Ontology annotation, biological process: proteolysis; peptide catabolic process. Gene Ontology annotation, cellular component: cytoplasm.